Messenger RNA from Penicillium macrosclerotiorum, 300 nucleotides. Its product is annotated as putative pre-mRNA branch site protein p14. The transcript has 4 exons. Lineage: Eukaryota; Fungi; Ascomycota; Eurotiomycetes; Eurotiales; Aspergillaceae. Gene Ontology annotation, molecular function: RNA binding. The coding region runs from base 1 to 300 and encodes 99 amino acids. The record is from RefSeq and is a predicted model, not a curated record.
AUGAGUAGGAAGCCCUCUUCCGAAGAUAAUCGCUACAACGUAACGCCAGAACAAUUGUUUGAACUGUUCGGGAAAUUCGGGCCUAUUCGCCAAAUUCGUCAGGGCAUCGCCAACGAGACCAAGGGUACGGCAUACGUGGUCUAUGAUGACGUACACGAUGCCAAGCAGGCUAUGGACAAGCUCAAUGGGUUCAACUUUCAAAGUAGAUACUUGCCCGAGAAGAUGGUUCGCUCUAGAGAAGAUCUUGAAGAGAGACAGCAAAAUCUGGAACGACUGAAAGAACAACACGGGAUAGAAUGA